Messenger RNA from Drosophila hydei, 2422 nucleotides. RefSeq names its product pre-mRNA 3'-end-processing factor FIP1 (gene Fip1). Gene Ontology annotation, cellular component: mRNA cleavage and polyadenylation specificity factor complex. The record is from RefSeq and is a predicted model, not a curated record. The coding region runs from base 137 to 2269 and encodes 710 amino acids. Gene Ontology annotation, molecular function: RNA binding. The transcript is spliced from 4 exons. Lineage: Eukaryota; Metazoa; Arthropoda; Insecta; Diptera; Drosophilidae.
GACCGAAAUAUACAAAAGACGUAAUGCUAAAAAAGGUUUUGUAGCUUAUUAAACAGUGUUUACCUGAGCUCGCCGUACGGCAUUCGGAGCAUUUAAUUAAAUAAACUCGUGGCCGCGGUUAAAACCUAACACAAAUAUGGCAGAUGAUACUAAUGAGGAUAGCUGGUUGUACGGGACAUCAAAUCCAGACUCAACGACCACUGAACUAUCGAACGGCAGCGAUGCACUAGCGGCGGAGCACGAGGCACUUGCUGCAGUUACCGGAGAGAAGCCUGGAGCUGGUUGCCCAUUGCCCGCCUUUCCCAAAGAGGAGUUGCUCGAAUAUGCCGACUUCGAGGAUCCCGCCAAGGAAAUGGAAGAAGAUGAAGAAGCACUGCCGGACAUAACGGACAGUGCGCGAGUAGCACUGGGCAUAGAAGCUAGCGGCAGCAGUUUGGAUGAUGCUGGCUCGCAGGGGGAAGAUGCCGAUAUGGCGGAUUUAACGGUUGGUGCACCUGCUGCGGUAUCGCGGAAAGAGCGAAAUGGCUCUGGAUCCGAUGAUGAUGACGAUGACGAUUCUGAUGAUGAUAUCAAUGUGGUUAUUGGCGACAUCAAGUCGGCACCCAGCACCUACAAUAUCAAACAACGACCCAAUUUAUUGGCAGGCGCUACAGCGGCUGAUAAAGCGAAGCCAACGGCGCAGGCCGGCAAAUUUAGCAUCGAAGACUUCGAGGGCGCUGGAACCAUUAACGGCGUUGCCGUGCACGAGUUUAGCAUUGACUCGCUGGAGGAGAAGCCCUGGCGUAAGCCUGGCGCUGAUAUUACCGAUUACUUUAACUAUGGCUUCAACGAAGAAACGUGGCGUGCGUAUUGUGAGCGUCAGAAACGGUUUCGAGUGGCCGAGAGCGGCGUGGGGUUGGCCAGUCUUACCCAAAAUGUGAAUCAGAGUGCCACGUCAAUGGGCAUGCCAGAUGGUGGCAGCACGGGCAACAUAGGCGUUCCCAUGGGCAUGGGCGCUCCCAUGCAUCAUCACCAGCCAAUGGUGGUGCUGGGCGACGGACCCAUGCAAAUGCCGCCGCCGGGCAUUCCGCCCAUGAUGCAGCAUCAGCCGCGGCCUGGCAUGGGCAUGAUGGCACGACCGCCGCGUCCCAUAUCCACCACAGGGGGCGUAAAGGAGAAUGCGAUACAAGUAAUGACGGCGGAGUGUCGUGAGUAUUCGCGUGGCGGUCUGGGACCUAUGGCACCCAAUUUCCCACCUCCGGGUGCUGCCGAUGAGCCCUUCUUCCAUGAACCGGAACCGUUCGACUAUGGCUACGAGCCCACUCAGGAAUCACAGUGGGGCAAUGAUAAUGCCGGCUGGGUGCCCACUGGCAUUAAGGAGCUUACGCCUGGCCCCGCACACCACCCAUCUCAGCAGCAACAGCCGCCGCCACAAAUAGGCGGACCACCGGGUAUGCCGCCUCAAAUGAAUGUACCACCACCCCAAAUGAGCGGACCACCACCACAGCUGCGGGGACAGCAUGCGCCGCCCGGCAUGAUGCCACCCAACAUGCGGAUGCCUCACAACAUGGGUAUGGGCCCGCCGCCUGGUAUAUUGCGCAUGCCUCCCAACCUGAAUAUGGGACCCCAGCAGAGGAUGCCCAUGGGCGGCAAUAGCGGGAACGGCAGCACCUCCAAUAUGCCCUCGUCUUCUUCAUCAGAUCGCAGAGCAGAUGGCUACGAUGAUGACCGUGAAAGGCGGCGACGUGAAAAGGACAAGCAGCUAAAGAAGGAACAGCUACGCAAAGAUUUUCUGGACAUGUUGCGUGAGCGGCACGAUAUUGAGCGUCAUACGCGCUGGUAUGAUAUUAAGAAAAAAUUCGAAGCGGAUCCACGUUAUCGGGCAUUGGAUUCAGCUUAUCGUGAGGAGUACUUUGAGGAUUAUCUGCACCUACUCAAGGAGGAGAAGCGUAAGGAGCGUGAUCAUAAGGAGCGCGAUAGGGAGCGAAGCAAUCGUGAAAAGGAGCGCUCGCGUGAUAAGGACAAAGACAAGGAAAAGGAAAAGGAGAAGGAAAAGGACAAAGAGAAGGACAAGGAUAAAGAUAAGGAUAAGGACAAAGAGAAAGAAAGCUCGAGACGUGAGGGACGGUCGCGAUCACGCGACAAGUCCAGUCGUCGGAAAUCCAAAUCGCGCGAAAAGGAUCGCAGCGAGCGUAGCAGCAAACAAAGCAGCGCCACAACUUCGUCCGGUUCGUCCAGUCGAAACGAGAAGAAGAAAUCACAUCGUAAGGAAAAAGAAGAGGAGGAAUAGCAUUUAUUUAGGUAUUAUAUGGAAGACGAGCAGGCCGCUCUUUAAGCUGCUACAAACUAAAACACACACACAAACACAAACACAACCACAAACAAAUUCAAAGCAUACCGAAAAAAACACUUCCAAUAAUAAACACCUACAACUUAAGCAAAA